Molecule: messenger RNA, 1983 nt
Organism: Anopheles bellator
Lineage: Eukaryota; Metazoa; Arthropoda; Insecta; Diptera; Culicidae
Product: SET and MYND domain-containing protein 4-like
Exons: 6
Coding region: 40-1983 (647 amino acids)
Molecular function (GO): protein binding
Source: RefSeq, a predicted model, not a curated record
UCUUACCACAAGCAAACUUCUCGGCCGUUUGAACCCGCCAUGGAAGUGUGCAACGAGACGGGAUACUUCCAAAAGUACGCCAAGAAGUUUCGCCGAGCGAUCGGUGAGAAAGAGUUCGAACGGUUCGCCAAUCUGGCCAGCGAUCGGGAAAGGUUCACCUUCGUGAACGAACUGAAGUGGCGGGUGGUAAACGAUUUGCCCCUCGAGCGGACGCUAAACGAGGGAAAAUGUCUGGAAAACGCACUCGCGUGUGAAGCGGAAGGACAGCUGCUUCAAAACGCGGCGGAUUGGCCGGGGGCGCUGCGGUGCUACAAUCGGUGCUACCUUCUACUGCCGGAGGAGUGCGGGCACGAAAAGGCGCUCCUGUUGGACAAACGGUCUCAGGUGCUGUUUCAACUGAACAAGUACGACCAAUCGCUGGAGGAUCUCGAUCGGGCAAUCGCGUUCGGCUACCCGCAGGAACUUCGGCACGAGCUGUGGGAACGUAAGGCUCGCCUUUUCCAGCAGAAGCGCGAUCUCAAGUCAGCGAUAGAGUGUUUCGAUCAAACCGUCGAUUGGUUGUCGCGCUCAAAGUUAACGCCCGAGGAGCGCACCGGGCGCAUCGAAGAACUCAAAAAGAUCACCGACGUCGUGUACUAUCAGUACAAGAAUUUGCAAAAGUACCUGGAACCACCGCGUGGGGCGCGUGUGUUCCAUCCCCAUCUGGACGGUGGUAUCCAGUACGCGAGCAACGAAACGGACGGUCGCUUUGCCAUGGCCCAGGCUAACCUGAAGCCAAACCAGUUGAUCCUGAAGGAGAGACCACACGCGGCCGUGCUGGUGCGUGAGUACAGUGCCACGCACUGUAGCCACUGUUUCGAGCGGAUCGAGGUCCUACAUCCUUGUCCGAUCUGCGUCGAUGUGGUGUUUUGCUGUGGACGCUGUGAGCGGUCAGCCCUCGGGAGCUACCAUCGGUUCGAGUGUGGCUUCCUGCGGUCGCUCUGGGGCUCGGGGGCUACCAUCGUUAGUCACCUGGCGUUGCGCAUCAUUGCCCAGAAGCCGUGCACUUACUUCGAGGCCCUUCGUGAGGAGCUGACCAACCUAUCGCCCGCCGUUACCGAUAAAUUGCCGAGUGAUGACUACCGGACAGUGUUCCAACUGGUCACGCACUCCGACAAGCGCAACCCCGAGGACUACCUGGUGUGGACCCUCAUGGCUACGAUGCUGAACAGUAUUCUGCGGCUCGGUAACUACAGCACUACGCAGCCGGACGAUGGCUUCAUAGGGUACCUGGUGCUUCACAACUUGCAAGUAGUAAACUACAGUGCCCAUGACGUGUCGGAGGUACAGCGGAAGCGACCGAACGAGGCAGGGAAAUCGGUCGCCAUCGGUGCGGCCCUCUAUCCGCUGCUGGCGCUUUUCAAUCACUCCUGCGAUCCCGGAAUAGUACGAUACUUUACCGGCACUACGGUACACGUCCGAACGAUCAAGAACAUUGCCGCCGGCACGAUAAUAGCGGAAAACUAUGGCCCCCUGUACACGGCAAUGGCGCGAACCGAACGCCGCCAGUCGCUGGCGAGCAAUUACAAGUUCGAGUGCCACUGUGAUGCCUGUGAGGCUGGCUGGCCAAAGUACGCGGACAUGGACGAGUCGGUGAUACGGUUCCGGUGCACCGGCCAUACCUGCCAGGAGGCGCUACUGUUCGAGUUGGCCUCCGAAACGUACGUCAUCCGGUGCCGGGCGUGCGGGGAAAUGGUCGACAUCCGGGAGCGGAUCAAGUUGCUGCAGGAAGCCAACAUGCUGUGCCGGUUCAAUGAGGCGAGUCACCUGUACCGUGUUGGGCUGUACGAACACGCGCUCUCGAAGUAUGCUGCCAUAAUGAUCAUCAUGGACCAGAUACUGGUUCCGCCGUAUCGCGACUAUCACCUGUGCCAGCAGGGGAUACGCCGGUGUUGUCUGGAUUUGGGAGCCUGCUACGUGGAGUGGCCAACUGCGGAAAAAUAA